Kuraishia capsulata CBS 1993 is the source of this 2754-nucleotide messenger RNA. RefSeq lists its product as uncharacterized. Bases 1 to 2754 code for a protein of 917 amino acids. The transcript has 2 exons. Gene Ontology annotation, biological process: regulation of DNA-templated transcription; DNA-templated transcription. NCBI's taxonomy places the organism in Eukaryota, Fungi, Ascomycota, Pichiomycetes, Pichiales, Pichiaceae. Gene Ontology annotation, molecular function: zinc ion binding; DNA-binding transcription factor activity, RNA polymerase II-specific; DNA binding. The record is from RefSeq and is a predicted model, not a curated record.
AUGUUUGUGUUUCCAGCAUUUAAUACCGGGUUCAAAGCCCGUAAGAGGUCUUAUAUGUCUUGCAGUUCUUGCAGGGUUAAAAGAGUUCGCUGUCAACUGUCGAGCGAAUAUGAUAUAUACGGAUGUAACAAUUGUCUCGAGUCGGAUGACAAAACGUGCGAUUUGAUAUUCCGCCCGAAGAUUGCGGAGACUACAGGGACACCGAUGGGGACAUUGAAGGAAACGGCCCCGAGAGCUUCCCUGGUGAAAGAAGAACAAGAUGACAAUAAGAAUGACGAUGUGCUGUUAAUGCAUGUCCCCAGACGGAAAUCCACGCCGGAUCCGAAGGUGGCUGUUAAGCAGGUGACCGCGAAGGAGGAGGGGUUCAAGAUAUCCAACGCGAUAAACACGACGGUACAGGAACCUGAAGCGAGACCUAAGGCCACUAUUAAUGAUAAUAAUGCUUUGGACGGCGACAAAGCUGAUGUCAAGGCGGAAACGCCGACAUUGCAGAAAACCACACAAUCAGCAACGACUCGUCCGAUCGCAGAAGUCCACCAGGAAGGACUUCCAAAUGAGGACGAUUUUUCAGACUUUGACAACGGAGUGAAGUUCGUCUCCACAAAGGAUUCCCUGAUUAAAAUUUUGAACCUUCCAUUUACUCGAAAAAAUGGAUCCUCCGAGAUCAAGAAGUCCAACUCAGUCACGGCCUUCCAAGCCCUUUCCUCCAAGUUUGUGGGCUCAACAGAUGCAACUGCAGUUUUCAUACAGGUUGCGAAUUCGAACAAACCUCGCAGACGUGGUUCUGCGAUCAACGAACCUGUACGGGCAGCCACCGAAGGAAGUAUGCUUUCCGACGACUCCAUAUCGCCCUUUGGAAACUCCAAUUCUCCCGACUCAGAGUUGCCCGCUUCAAAAGAAGUUAUCCCCAACUUUGAGGUUGCGGCUUGGAAUCCAAGGCACAGAAAGGACAAAAAACAGCCCAAAGGAGGACCUGCUUCUGAUGAGAGACGCGCGAGUGCAAUUAUCGCCAACGAGAGUGUCAGAGACAUGCUCGGAGUCUUCAUCAGGUCUGAUGAUUCUAAUCCAAUGUUCAAAAACACACUGAACUACGGUCCUUUCCAGCUACCCCCUUCGUUGUACGAGUAUCUCGACAAAGAUUGCGAUUGUUUCAACAUCGGACUUCAAAAGAUUACCCAAUUCCAGCUCAUAAAGCUCUAUUUCGCAAAGUUCAACUGUGUUUUGCCCUUGCUUUCGGAGGAGUCUUCACUAACAACUUUCAAGAACAACCACAUGCCGACUUUGAUACUAUAUGCAUUGAUACUACUGGCUACGCGGAUCGAUGGCGCGGCUGAAAUUCUGGCCAAAGAAGGAAUCAAGGAUAUAGAAGAGUUCGACAAGGUAUUGGAAUUUAAAACAAGGACGAUGAUACGCUUUGGACUGGAUGAGAACAGACUCACGCUUCUACGUUCCCAUGCUCUGCUUCAUAUGUAUGGAGGAGGCGGCCUGGGUGGAAUCAGUCCUAACCAGGAAAGAAAUGUUGGAUUAGAACAAUCGUCAAUGGAUCUUUCUUUAGCGAUUCACCAUGCUUUCACUUUGGGAAUUCACCACAACCAUUACACUCAAGAAAAUAAGUUCAUGAAGAGGGACACAUCGAUCUCCAAAGCGUGGUGGUGUUUGUUCAUACUUGACAGAUGCAAUUGUCUCAUCAAUUCGAGAACCAUGCUGAUCAACAGAAGAGAUUCCAGCUUAGAAUUUCCUACAGAUAAGAGUCUCAACGGUUUAGUACAGGCAGCCAUGAGACUGGAGAAGGUGUUGAGUUUCUACCAACCCCACGGCGAUAACAGAUCUGUUCCCAAAGACAUUGACUUUGACGUUUUUCCUGACAUCACCAGCAUGGACUAUAUCGUGAAAGAAGGAGGAAACGUUGGUGCCGAGUGUCUGAGACGACUGAUUGUGUGUAUCACCAUCAUGUUUGCACAGAAGAAGAGAUACGAUCUUCUGGAUCCGAGCAAAGAAAAUUACCGGAGCGAGAAAGAGAUCCCAGACCAACGCUACGCAAACUGCGCACUACAGAUUCUGAACAUUACAUCUCGGUACAUGAUGUAUCUUCCAGUCAUCAAUUUUGUUCCUUACAGCGUGAGUUUCACACUGUCUUCAUUUCUGAGGCUGGAGAUGAGACCCAUCAAGAACGAGGACACCCAGUAUCUGAGCCACGAUCCUUCCAUCAAGUACUGGACUUGGUCCAAGGUGCUGGAAUUUCUGGAAGUGUUGGGACACAAAUUCUGGUAUGCCAGGACUGUGGGGCAGCUGUGUGGUGAUUUCCUUAAUAAACUGGAAGCCGAGACGUCUGUGGUCCAGUUCAAAAACAACGUAGGUAUGGAAAUCAACGGAAGAGUACCCACUCUGGGAAUUGACGAGAAUCUCGCUGCAUUUGCCAGUCAGAACCACUUUGAGUUUCUUGCAACCAGUGCAACCAAAAGCUCCAGCAAUUUGGGAGGAGUUGCUGAAGUUGAUGCUGAUUUCGACUUGCACCCGGUAAAGAUGCAAAAGUUGAAUAAUGGUACUGCCAACACCCAAUCGUACACCACAUUUGAUACUCCCACCAACGGCAGCAACCAGUUUCCAUCCCCACCAGACGACCAACUGUUGCUUCUGUUUAACGAAUUGCCUUCCGUGGAGCAGUUCUUUGGAACCAACCACGAUUUCAGCUUCUUGAACACUGGGGAUAAGGGAGAAGGAUAUGACUACGAUUAUGAUUAUCCGGUCAACUAA